Messenger RNA from Astyanax mexicanus (Mexican tetra), 1158 nucleotides. Its product is annotated as olfactory receptor 5B2-like. Gene Ontology annotation, biological process: G protein-coupled receptor signaling pathway. The transcript has a single exon. Gene Ontology annotation, molecular function: olfactory receptor activity; G protein-coupled receptor activity. NCBI's taxonomy places the organism in Eukaryota, Metazoa, Chordata, Actinopteri, Characiformes, Acestrorhamphidae. Gene Ontology annotation, cellular component: membrane. The coding region runs from base 1 to 999 and encodes 332 amino acids. The record is from RefSeq and is a predicted model, not a curated record.
AUGAGCUCUUUAAACUCCAGUUUAAUGGAAAAUUUGUCGUUUGUGCAUCCUGAGUACUUUUAUAUCAGUGGAUUUACUGGAAUUCCCUUUAUCAAUUAUUAUUUUAUCUUUUUAAUUUUUACCUACAUCAUUGCCGUGUUCGGGAACUCAUUCGUUGCUGUUAUAAUACUGACUGACCGGAGUCUCCAUGUUCCUAAAUACUUAGGAAUAUUUAAUCUGGCUUUAGCAGAUAUUGGAGAAACUAAUGCUCUGAUUCCUGCUCUUAUUAAAACUUUUUUUGUGGAUUCUCAGUACAUUUCUUAUGACGCCUGUUUGGUCAACAUGUUUUUUGUGUUUUUCUUCAGCAGUGUUCAGGCUUUAACUCUGGUAGUUUUGGCGUAUGAUCGAUUUAUUGCUAUUUGUUUGCCGUUAAGAUAUUACAUGAUUGUGAAUAAUUAUUUUAUGUCUGUAGUUUUAAUAGGAGUUUGGUCAGUUUGCUCUGCUUUUAAUGGAACAACAGUGGCUUUAAUCACUCGACUUUCAUUCUGUAAAUCUAAUGUAGUUAAAAGCUAUUUUUGUGAUUAUGGACCAGUUUAUUCUCUCGCCUGUAAUGAUAAAACUAUAAACUCAGUUAUGGCCAAACUUUGUUCAACACUAUUCAUCUAUAUCCCUUUAAUUUUUAUUGUUUUAUCAUAUUUAGGUAUUUUUAUGGCUUUAAGUAAGAUUACAACCUGGGCUGGACGACUUAAAGCACUGAAAACCUGCGUCUCUCAUCUUUUAGCAGUGGGAGUAUUUUUCCUCCCUAUAAUAAUCACAUAUUUUGCCACAUAUGUUUCUAUGUCUUUGUCUCCUAAUGCUAGAAUAAUCAAUACAUCACUAUCAAGUGCUAUUCCAUCAAUGCUAAAUCCUGUUAUUUAUGUCUUAAACACAAAGGAAUUUAAAGUUUAUCUAAUGAAAAUGAUUAAAAAGAGAUCCAGUGUAAAGCCUCAGGUUUUAGCAAAGUGUCAACUAACAGUUUAACCAUUUCCUUUUAACCUCUUCCUGUCCUAGUUCCAGCUAAAUCACCCUGUAGUUUCCUUCGCUUAUAGACAUACACAGCUGAGACAAUUAUGGGCUGGAUAUAUAGAUAAAUACUUCAUGAAAUUGCUGUAUUUAUAAUGCAUUAUAUCACAUGCCAAA